AUGUCCCACAAAGCACCCCAAGAAAAGCUACUGAUUAUCCGUACCCAUCAGUAUUUUCUCGCGGAAGCUCAACAACGGCUUGACCCUCUAGGUCAAGCUGUACGCAAGCGUAUUGCUACGUGUCUUGCGGGGUCAGCGAGCACGGUUGCGCGCGUAGUGGUGCUCUGGGACGCCAGUGGCGACGAUGCAUUUACCGAGCCUCCAGCCAAGCGUGGUUGCCCGCCAAGGUCUGUAGGUGCAACUUUUCACGGAUAUAUUACGGAUAUGGUACACAACGAAAGCACAGUGAGACGGGCGUUGGGACGAAUAGAGCUCAGCUACGUGCGAGGCAGAAAACGAGAUCCAAGGGCAGACACGGAAGCAAAUCACGCUUAUAUCCUAGAGUAA
Molecule: messenger RNA, 387 nt
Organism: Phytophthora infestans T30-4
Lineage: Eukaryota; Oomycota; Peronosporomycetes; Peronosporales; Peronosporaceae
Exons: 3
Coding region: 1-387 (128 amino acids)
Source: RefSeq, a predicted model, not a curated record